Molecule: messenger RNA, 1350 nt
Organism: Musca domestica (house fly)
Lineage: Eukaryota; Metazoa; Arthropoda; Insecta; Diptera; Muscidae
Gene: Srlp
Product: probable enoyl-CoA hydratase
Exons: 3
Coding region: 90-1184 (364 amino acids)
Source: RefSeq, a predicted model, not a curated record
UCUUGAUCCCUUGCAUUUUUAUGUGGUUUGUUUGUUUUAAUCGAUUCACUCAAGGCAAGUGGAGUGCAGAGGUUCCUAAAUAAUAUACAAUGUUGCGACAAUUGACCAGACAAUUAUGCCGGUCAGGCGAUCUUAAAAAAGCUGUGGCCCAAAGAACAAUUACCACCACCAACUGUCUGCGUGAUGGCGAAGCUCAAGCUGAGGAGAAAACCAUAUUGGUGGAUAAGGAGAAAAACAUUACCAUGAUUGGUAUAAAUAGACCACAACAAAGAAAUGCCAUUAAUGCCUCGACAGCGGCUAAAUUGUGUGAAGCCUUCAGUGCCUUUGAGGCAGAUGACACAUCGCCCAUUGCAGUUCUUUAUGGUGUGGGUGGAAGUUUUUGUUCCGGAUUUGAUAUUCUGGAAAUGGCUGCCAACGACGAGGGUAAGGUGUCCAUGGAAAUGCUAAUGAUGCCCGAAGGUUCGGUGGGACCAACGCGUCGCCAUCUACACAAACCCGUGGUGUGUGGCAUCAAUGGUUAUUGUGUGGCCAAUGGCUUAGAAUUGGCUUUGAUGUGUGAUUUGCGGGUUAUGGAGGAAACGGCGGUACUGGGUUUCUUUAAUCGUCGUUUUGGUGUACCCGUCAUUGAUGGUGGCACUGCACGUUUACCGGCCAUGAUUGGAUUUGCACGUGCUCUGGAUUUAAUUUUAACCGGCCGCCAAGUUAAUGCCGAAGAAGCACAUGCCAUUGGUUUGGUCAAUCGUAUUGUACCAACGGGAAAUGCUCUAGUUAAAGCUUUGGAAUUGGCUCAUGCCUUGGCUAAAUUCCCACAAAGUGCAUUAAAUCAUGAUCGGAAUUCGUUGUAUUCGUCCGUCUUUGAGGCAGCCAAUUUCCAUCAAGCCAUACAAAAUGAGAUUAUGUAUACGUCGAAGGAUAUUAUUGAUCAAAUGAAGGAUGGUAUUACGUGGUUUAAUCAAACCUUCAAAGAACACAAUCGUGACUCAUGGCUGAAGCGUGACAAAUCAAUGGCUGAUUGGGAUGAUCAAAUGGUUGCCGAGGCCGCCGCUCAAAAAGAAGCCGAAAAACAGGCCCAGGAACGGGCACGAAUUGAAGAAGAGAAACGUCUGAAAGAAGAAAAGGAAAAGAAAAAAGCUGAUAAAAAGAAAAAAUCGGAUGAAACCGAUGAAAGUGCCGCCAAAGAAUAAAGAACAAAUUUAAUUUAUUUAUUGUUGUAAUUGAAAUGUUAUUAAUGUGUCGGACAAGUAGUAGCUUACGAAUAUUUUUAUAAUUAAAAAAAACAAAUUUGCUAAUUUGUAAUGGAAAAAUAUAAAACAGAAGAAGACUUUAAUGAACUAAGGUUCAUGAGAUGAA